UCUUCCUUGCAUCUCUCCUUUUUUUAAAUUAUUUUAUUUUGUAUACGUAGUCAGAGAUAUCGUGAAGGGAAGGGUUUGAAGCUCCGAGUUGGGUGUAAGUGAAGAUAGAGGAACCACAGCUCAGGUGUACAGUAGCAGGCUACAAUGAAGAAAAUGGACAGCACAGCCAAAGGCAGCUGGACUCUAGACGCCAACCCUAUAUCCUCUGCAGUGAAGAACUCCUGCCACCCCAACCUGAAGAUGUUCCUUGCAGCCUUGUCCUUUGCCUAUUUUGCCAAGGCUUUAUCUGGCAGCUACAUGAAGAGCACAAUUACACAACUAGAAAGGCGAUUUGACAUCUCCAGUUAUCUGAUCGGAAUCAUAGAUGGGAGCUUUGAAGUAGGGAAUCUGUUGGUGAUUGCCUUUGUGAGCUAUUUUGGUGCCAAACUCCACCGACCCAAGAUCAUAGCAAUCGGCUGUAUCUUGAUGUCUCUGGGGACUUUCUUGAUCGCCAUGCCGCAUUUCAUCAUUGGCCGCUAUAAGAUCGAAACAUCAGUUAGAUCUUCAGUGAAUUCAACCAAUAACCUCUCUCCGUGUCCGGCAAGCUCACCUGAGUCCAUCAGGGCAGGUGACAGACCCUCUAUACUGCCCUCUAGAGGCUGUGAAGGAGAGUCCAGUGUUUCAAUGUGGAUCUACGUGUUUCUGGGAAAUGUCCUGCGUGGGAUUGGAGAGACUCCAGUACAGCCUUUGGGAAUCUCCUACAUUGAUGAUUAUGCACAGUCUGAGAAUGCUGCCCUCUAUAUUGGUUGUGUCCAAACAAUAUCAAUCAUUGGUCCUGUCUUUGGGUAUCUGCUGGGGUCGCUUUGUGCCAAAAUCUACGUUGACAUUGGUUAUGUGGACAUGGAGACUGUGACUAUUACCCCGGGUGAUGCCCGCUGGGUGGGAGCAUGGUGGCUGGGCUACCUCAUCGCUGGCGCCAUCACUCUCAUGUCUGCUGUUCCUUUCUGGUUCCUGCCCAAAUCACUGCCGAUGCCUGUAGAUAAGCACGAUACCAGCUGCACUCCAGAGCAAACCAGGUUCAUCAAGGAUUCCCCAACCAUGGAGCACAAAUUCAGACCUGAGGAGCCGGCUAAUUUACAUCAAAUGGCCAAGGAAUUUGUGCCUACACUGAAGAGUCUCCUUGGAAAUUCUGUGUACAUCAUCUACCUAUGCGUGACCAUCAUUCAGUUCAACUCCCUCAUUGGGAUGGUUACCUACAAACCCAAAUACAUUGAGCAGCACUAUGGCCAGUCAGCAGCAAAAGCCAAUUUUCUCAUGGGCAUGAUCAACAUCCCGGCUGUGGCCCUUGGGAUGUUUUCUGGAGGGGUUGUCAUGAAGAAGUACAAGCUGGGUAUCAUGGGAGCAGCUAAAUUUGCCUUUGGGACCUCCCUGCUGGGCUACUUCCUGUCACUCUUUUUCUUAGCCAUGGGCUGUGAGAACUCCAAGGUGGCAGGCAUCACUGUUUCAUAUUCUGGAGUGGAAGGCUUGUCUUAUGAAGAACGGUCUCUCUUCUCCGACUGUAAUUCGGGUUGCUUGUGCUCAAGAAGAGAGUGGGAUCCAGUGUGUGGAGAGAAUGGGAUUACCUACGUGUCCCCAUGCUUGGCUGGAUGCACCUCCUCCUCUGGCUCUGGGAGAAACACGGUGUUUGACAAUUGCAGGUGUGUGGCUAAUACCCAACCAGGCAACCUGACGGUCACUCUGGGCCAGUGUCCACGCAGGGACAGUUGUGACAAAAUCUUUCCAUACUUCCUGGCUCUGUCUGUCCUCAGUUCAUUCAUUAUUUCUCUUGGGGGAACACCUGGCUUUGUGCUGCUCAUCAGGUGUAUUAAACCGGAGCUGAAAUCCCUUGCACUUGGAAUCCACACGUUGGCCACUCGCACACUUGCUGGGAUACCUGCCCCUAUAUACUUUGGAGCCAUAAUCGAUACGACCUGCCUCAAAUGGGGAUACAAGAUGUGUGGAGGAAGAGGAGCAUGCAGAAUAUAUAACACCUCAGCUUACAGGAUAUUGUACCUGGGGUUGACACUGGGCUUGAGAACAGUCUCCUUCUUCUUUUGUAUUCUGGGUUUUGCUCUACUGAAAAGACAUAUUAAGAAGGAGGAGAAAAAUGCUCUGACCAAUGGGAGUGCAGAGCUGGAGUCACUAAGGAAAGAGGAAAACAGCUCCAUACACUGCGAGCAGUUUAUACUGGCCUUGGACUGCAGUCCUGACAGAGAAACUCGCUUGUGAGCCUCAGCACAACCUCUUCUCUUCUGAAUCAGCUCCCUGAAGCACCUCAGAUGUAUAGAGGAACACACACUGUGGACAUUUUUCAUAGCACACAGAGUAUAUAUUUGUACAGGAUUUGUGUAGACUUACAAUAUCUGAUGUCAUUUUCUAAACAAAACAUGCUAUUUCAGGAAUAUUAAAAAAAAAUAA
Molecule: messenger RNA, 2436 nt
Organism: Toxotes jaculatrix (banded archerfish)
Lineage: Eukaryota; Metazoa; Chordata; Actinopteri; Toxotidae
Product: solute carrier organic anion transporter family member 1C1-like
Exons: 15
Coding region: 145-2247 (700 amino acids)
Biological process (GO): sodium-independent organic anion transport; transmembrane transport
Cellular component (GO): membrane
Molecular function (GO): protein binding
Source: RefSeq, a predicted model, not a curated record